AUGGGAAGCCCGUUGGGCCCAGUCCUGGCAGACCUGUUUAUGGCACUUCUCGAACACAAGGCAAAGAAAAUUCUGGAACGUGCAAUCCUUUACAAAAGCUACGUCGACGACACUCUUGUGAUAACAGAAAGCCUAGAAGAGGCUACAGCAAUUUUGGAUGAACUUAAUAGAUUACAUCCAAAUAUUCGCUUCGCAAUGGAACCCGAAGCUAGCAACACACUAAAUUUCCUUGACAUCAGCAUGAGGCGAAGGGAAGACGGAACGAUCGCCCGAUCCGUUUACUGA
Molecule: messenger RNA, 285 nt
Organism: Echinostoma caproni
Lineage: Eukaryota; Metazoa; Platyhelminthes; Trematoda; Plagiorchiida; Echinostomatidae
Source: the annotation of a GenBank genome assembly